Tachysurus vachellii is the source of this 1565-nucleotide messenger RNA. It is a transcript of the gene rdh5, whose product is annotated as retinol dehydrogenase 5 (11-cis/9-cis). The transcript has 6 exons. The coding region runs from base 200 to 1204 and encodes 334 amino acids. Gene Ontology annotation, molecular function: oxidoreductase activity. NCBI's taxonomy places the organism in Eukaryota, Metazoa, Chordata, Actinopteri, Siluriformes, Bagridae. The record is from RefSeq and is a predicted model, not a curated record.
UUUCUUCUACUUCCUGGAUCCAAGUGUAUUGAUUUUUUCAGCUUGAUUUCCUGGUUCAUGACUAUGGAUUUACCCUUGACUUUGUAUGUCUGUUCCAUGCUUCCACCUAACACUCAAAUUAAUGAAUAAAUAAAGCAGUGGUUGGAGCCAUACUGGCAUUUCAUUUGUUGUUUGAAGCCUGCAUCAUUCAGGAUCUCUCAUGGACAUGGAGCUACUAUAUAAAUAUAUCAGUAAGGAUCACCUGUUCUUGUAUGCUGUUGGUGCCUUUGUGCUGUUAUGGGCUUUGAUAUGGAUGUACCGUGACAGCCUGGCAAUCGACAAAAUUAAUGACAAGUAUGUGUUCGUCACCGGCUGUGAUUCAGGUUUUGGGAACCUGCUAUGUAAACAACUAGACAAUUGUGGAUUCCAUGUGUUGGCUGGUUGCUUGACUGAAAAAGGAGCAGAUGACCUAAAGAGAGUGACGGGACCUUAUCUGAAGACCUGCAUACUGGAUGUUACUAGCACAGCUAGUAUUCAGAAUGCUGUGCAAUUGACGAAGAAGGAGGUUGGAGACAGAGGUUUGUGGGGGAUUGUGAACAAUGCAGGGUGCUCCUUGCCCAUGGGUCCUUCUGAGUGGAUGCAGAUCGAGGAUUUCCAGAGCACUCUAAAAGUCAACAUGACAGGUGUGAUUGAGACGACCAUGAAUUUUCUGCCACUAGUCAAGAAAGCCCAUGGACGAAUUGUUAAUGUGGCUUCAGUACUGGGCAGAGUGGCAGUAAACGGAGGUGGAUACUGCAUUUCCAAGUUUGCAGUGGAAUCCUUUUCCGAUUGCCUCAGGAGGGACAUUCAACAUUUUGGAAUCAAAGUAUGUAUAAUAGAACCUGGGUUCUUCAAGACCCAGGUGACAAGCCUGGACCAACUGGAACUGGAACUUCAUCGCCUGUGGAACCAACUGACGCCUGAAGUGAAAGAAAGCUAUGGAGAAAAAUAUCUGGAUAAGUACAUCAACACACAGCGAUUGAUUAUGAAUGCCAUAUGUGAUGCUGAUUUGAGUAAAGUAACCAACUGCAUGGAGCACGCUCUGUCUGCUGCUCACCCAAGGACAAGGUACAGUCCUGGCUGGGAUGCCAAACUCCUCUGGAUCCCUCUCUCUUACAUGCCAGCUUGUAUUGUUGACAUUGCACUGAGAUUUGUGUUGCCACGGCCUGCCAAGAGUGUUUUAUAGAUCCAAAUUUAAAUUAACUAUAUCCAGUGUUCCUUCUCAAAAGGAAGAUUUAUAUGUAUUUACAUUUUAUUUAAGUGAUACAAAAUACUGUUUAUGCCAGUGCAUAUUUUGUCUGUUUAAUUAAGUUGCUAUUGGGUGUUACUCUAUACUGCAAGUGGCAUAUGGAUUCCUUUAAAAUUGCUUUAGCUGCCAGUAAACCACAAACAUCUGACCAAAUAUUUUGUUUAUAACCACCUUGUGCCUGUAUUCUCACUAUAAUAUUAUUGACCGAGCAACAAAAAUAUUUUAAUCAAUAUUUAAUAAAUGUCUUUGGAACACUAAUGAUGUGAAUAAACCCAUUGUAAUUUUAUGUUAAUAAAGU